This is a messenger RNA of Malania oleifera, 507 nucleotides long. RefSeq lists its product as uncharacterized. The transcript is spliced from 3 exons. The record is from RefSeq and is a predicted model, not a curated record. NCBI's taxonomy places the organism in Eukaryota, Viridiplantae, Streptophyta, Magnoliopsida, Santalales, Ximeniaceae. Bases 1 to 507 code for a protein of 168 amino acids.
AUGGGCAAGCGGGAGAUGGCUGUGCACCCUGGAAACCGCGAUUCCAGUUACCACUCAUGGAAAGCAAAUGUGAUAACUGAUGCACUGAAUCGAAAGUCACUAGGAGUAGUAUUGCCAAUAGUGGAGAUUCAACACCCUAUCCAAAUGGAUUCGGAGAGGUUAGAUGUGGAGCUGAUGGAGGGUAAUCAACAGACAUUCAUUGCCAACUUGGCGGGGGAGGAGGUCAGUAUUUCGGAUGAUGGAGCCUUGAGGUUCCGUUCCAGAUUAUUCGUUCUUGCAGACACUGAGAUCAGGAGGAUGAUCUUAGAAGAGGCUCAUAAACUCCUUUACACUGUGCAUCUGGGUAGCAUGAAAAUGUAUCGGAAUCUACGGGAAUCCUUCUGGUGGAGCGACAAAAAGAGUGAGAUUGCUGAAUUCGUGAAACAGUGCUUGACGUGCGAGCAGAUAAAGGUUGAGCACCAGAGCACCAAAGACCAGCACGGCAAAGACAAAACUCUAUAUGGGUAG